Eublepharis macularius is the source of this 4946-nucleotide messenger RNA. It is a transcript of the gene CHIC1, whose product is annotated as cysteine rich hydrophobic domain 1. NCBI's taxonomy places the organism in Eukaryota, Metazoa, Chordata, Lepidosauria, Squamata, Eublepharidae. The record is from RefSeq and is a predicted model, not a curated record. Bases 25 to 573 code for a protein of 182 amino acids. The transcript has 6 exons.
CAUGCGUGGUGGUGGGAGGGGGCCAUGAGCGUCCUGCUCCCCAACAUGGCGGACUUUGACACCAUCUACGAGCUGGAGGAAGAGGAGGAGGAGGAGGGCGAGGAGGCCGAGACUGUGGUGAGGAGCCAGGAGCUGCCGCGGCCCCGGGACGCGCCCGAACCCGUGGCUGUGAGGGGCGCCGGGCAUAUCACUGUGUUUGGCUUGAGCAACAAGUUUGACACAGAAUUUCCCUCUGUUCUGACAGGGAAGGUCGCCCCAGAAGAAUUCAAGACCAGUAUCAGUCGUGUGAAUGCGUGUUUAAAAAAAAAUCUGCCCCUCAGUGUAAAAUGGCUUCUUUGUGGUUGCUUGUGCUGCUGCUGCACAUUGGGAUGCAGCUUGUGGCCAGUUGUGUGUCUUAACAAAAGAACUAGAAGAUCAAUUCAGAAGUUAUUAGAAUGGGAAAAUAACAGAUUAUAUCAUAAGCUUGGUUUGCACUGGAAGUUGAGUAAACGGAAAUGCGAAACUAACAAUAUGAUGGAGUAUGUAAUACUAAUAGAAUUCUUACCAAAAUAUCCCAUAUUUCGGCCUGACUGAAGAGCAGUGUUAUCUUUCAUGUUACCUGUCAUUUCCUACCCAUAGUGCCUUGUAGGGGAUGUUGGAGAGAAGAUGGUCUACUUUGCUGUGAUUUUUAAAAAAUAUGUUCUUAGGUAGAAUAUCUUCUUUGCUAUGUUACUUUCUUUUGUUUUAAGAAGAAAACAAUUUGCACAUUUUUUAUGUUAAAUAAUGAGGCUUGUAUGUGCACUCCAGUUUUUUUAACAGUAACUGAUAAAAAUUGCCACUAAGAAUAUAGUCUCAAUGCUGCUUGAAGCCUUGUUCUGAGCAUGCUGCCUUAUUAAUGUCCAAGCUCACUGUCUGUUUUCCAUCCUGACUCAGCAUCCAUGUUGUGUAUCAGUUACAGCGUCACACUCCUCCUUUGAAUGCUCAGCAGAAAUGGUCAAGGUUAGCUUACAGUAAUUAGUAAUACUUCUACGAUAAUCUGCUUGCAUAAGACUUGCAAUGGAGCUGCACUGGUUUCGUCUUGCACUUGCAAAAUUGUUCCGUUUUCCUGGGGUGGAGGGGGGGGGGGGUAUCAGUUGCUUUUACACACAAUGGAUUUGUAAAUAUUGCUUCGUUGCAUAAUGUAAAGUGUGGUAUGAUACCAAGGUUUACAAAAUGUAAUAUAACUCCUGUUGUUUUGCCAACUGUUAUGCUUAAUUUUAUGAUGAAUGACAUCUGUAAGCAUCUUUCUGAUUAUACAGACCCAUUCACUUGCCAUUUUGUGGCAAAGCCAUAAUGGAUUGGUCUUAACUACCAAAUGUCAGGCUCAGGUGCACUUUGUUAGUAAAUGAAUGCAAAAAUGUGUCCCUCAUUUCUGUGCCUGGAGGUAUGACCACGAUAUCUGGAAGCCUAACUUUAAAUGUUUAUGUAUGUGGAAUCUAAAGAACCAUGAAGCGACUUGGGAGGCGGGCGGGCGGGGGGGCUUGUGUUUCUCACCAAACUAUUUUUGCAAAUAUGAGGCCUUCCAAAGGCAGUUUGAGAUCUGGUGUGUGGUGGGGGGAGGGUCUGCUCUCCGAGAAUGGGGAAAAAAAUUAAAAAUGCCAGUGAGCCUCCUUUGGACUACUAACGAGUGUAUUUUUACUUAAAAGCAAACAAAAGUAAAUCAUUUGCUUGAUUUGUUACAAUUUAAUGGUAAGUGUUGGGGUCUUUCCCAAUGAUUAUUAUUUAAAAUUGCAAAGGUAUUCCACCAAAAUCUGAGCAGAGUAUACUACUGGCAUGGCAUGGCAGAUUUCAUAAGCUACCAGAUGAAUAUAUGUUCAGUAUCCUUCCAUCCAAGGAGUUUUCUAGGCCAAGCAGUGAUCUUGAAAACACAUUUAAUUAAUUAUUUUCACUUUGCUCCAGUUUGGAAGUUAUUUGAAGAGGAUCACUAUUGGGAAACGGCUGCAGCGGACUUGGUCAUUCUGAGCAAAUACGGCCACUUCUGUUUAAAGACUCUGGAGUGCAGGAUGGGGGCAGAGAACUAGGCAGCCAGAAACUCCUCAGCAGUUUCUGCUGCCACAGCAGAAGCAAUAAAAAGAGUGGGGUCCCCCUUGCGGUCCUGGCUAGCAAAGAGCACACCAAAGCACCACUGCACCUGCGCCCCAGUAGCACCCCAAUUCACUUGAACGGCAGGGGCACCUCUCGUGCGUUCCUCUUGCGUGUGCACUAUUGCCACAGAAUGUAGAUGAAUGGGGAAUUCUUGGCUCUUCAGGAGUUCUCGGUGGGCAUUGGAGGACCUGUGGAAGCUGUGAUCUUAAGAACAUCAUUGAGGGGGAGCUCUUUAGCACAGCCACAAGUAGGAAACUGUAUACUCAGUGUAACUACCAGCUUUGAAAUUGAAGCCUUCCAGUAUUAGCAUAACAUGCAUGCUUCCUGCCCUGGAGCAAAUUUCUGAUGGCAAAUGGUCCAGGUUUUUUUAAUGGAAUAUCAAGUAUUAACACACUAAUAUGCUGCUGUUUGCUGCUCACAGUUUGGACUUUUUAUUAUGCAGCCAUAUUUCUGCAGCAUUUUAGAAGGUUAGGGUUAGAAAGCAGAUUCUUCCAAAGCCAAAUAUAUGAUGCAAAACAAAAGAACGGGGGGUUUCCCAUCAUCAUCAUCAUCAUCAGUGGUGGUGUGAGAGUGAUAUAUUGCCAACUAGAGUAAGAUAUUUCUUCCCGGCUUCCUGAGUCCUGGUGCUCUUUGAACGAUCGCUCCCAAAAGCGCUGAAGAGUUCUCAGCCUUCUUCGAUGAGAGGGCGAGUCUCUCGGAUCUUCUUCCGCAGUCAGGACAAGCAUGUGUUUGAUACUCCUUGCAAUGAAUACUAUCCGUCCAAUUGGUUUUUUAGCUGUAAUGUGCAGGGUCAGGGUGUUGUUCAGUGGAUACGACAGAAAUUUGGGUUUCAAAUAAUUUAACCCCCACUGAGCCAGGCUUUCCUUUCAGGCAGCAGAGGUCUUCAUCUAAGACUUGCACUUCCAAAAACCAAAUUGACUGGAAAGCCCAACCCUAAUCAUGUUGUCCUUAAGUGACUCCUCUGGGCAUGACCAGGCAUUGCUACCCUCCCCCCCCACCCACCUUUUUUUUUUUAAGAAUAAGUACAGAUCUUGCUGUUGGCCAAGGUUAAAGCAUGAAUAGGUCUUCAAAACUCCAUGGAAAUAAAACUGUUGCCUACCGCAGGGGUUGUACUAACAACCCAUGAAAAUGUGCAAAAGCCAAAUUCUUACAAAAUGUUUCAAAUACAGUAAAUGUACUCCAGUGUUGCUAUACAUAAUAGCAUGCAGUGUUUUGUUGUUGACCCAGUGAGCAUCACAUUUCAUAAUUGUUUCCUGGUCCAUUUUGUGUCUUGUCUAGUAAAAUGUAUGGUUUAUUUAUGCAGUAUGACACCACCCCCACCCCCACAAAUAACCCCUUUGUAAGUCAUCUGCAAUGGGAAACCAUGUGGACCCUGUCCUGUAAAUUGCAAGGGAUAUAGGGUAUGGCUACAAUGCAUACCUUUGCUACUUUUGAGGUAUAUCCAACUUUACAGCAUGUAGCGAAGUUCUGAAAAGAGUCCCUUCUUUGCAGUUAAUGACCUGGUUAUCUGUCCCUUGUAACUCUGAGUUAGUUUUCCUGAACAGAGCAAGUUGCCAGCAGGCUAAAAGUUAACGAGUUCCACUGUCCCAGGUAGAUGUAUUCCACAGUCCUGAGAUACCCCUAGAUUUCUCGAGGUAUUGCAGAGGAGUUGGUGCAUUUUAUCCAUUUCACUCCCACUCCAUGAUGUUGCAAGAGAUUCUAGAGCUGACCUCUAGGGGUUCCCACGGCACUGCCCUCACCGCCUCAACUCACCUGCUUCUGCAGUUGGGCUCUCGGCUCCCCUCUCCAGUGAUAAGUAUUUUGUUUUCUUUUUCAGUUUUCCAGUUGUUAAGUAGAUCUAUAGAAACACACCCAGUUUGUGGGGAAAGAUCUUGUAUUAUUUCAGCAAAACAGAAAAUAAUGUGGAGAGAUGAAUAUGAAUAUUGCAGUAUUGCUUUAGCAGAGCAGAAACCCCAAACCAUUUCCUCAUGUUGACCCCUCGGAAGGCUUGGAGAAUUCUAGUCAUUGCCCCAGAUGGUGCAUCUGUCAAGUCUUGGCAAUAGCAGACUUCUGAGCUGUACCACUUCAAGCUGCAGGCAGGGGUGCUAUAGAAACACUCAACAUUAAAAAAACAAGUCUUUACAUGGAGUGAUGCAAAUUUGGGGGGAGCAUAUUCUCCCUGCUGUGCUCUUGUACUAUAUGUAAAAAUUUUAACAAAUAUAUGUGAAGUGCUGCAGUCCAGAAGUAUACCGUCUUGUUUUUUUCAAUGGGUUUGGUGGCUGAGUUUUGACUCAGUCUUGCAGUAUUGGGAGACAGUGAUUGUGAGGCCAACAGCAAUUUGCCAAUGGUCCAAUACAGUCCUGGUCAUCAGAGACUCAAGCAUGUCAAAAUACUGUGAAACGGGAUGCGUCUGCUGCUUUCAUUCCCUGCUCCCCCCUUCAGACUGCAACACAGUUUUAGUAAACUUACCACACUCCAGUAUAAGCAGAUGUUCUCAUGCAGAAGAAGUAGGAAACUCCACAUGCUUAACUGUGUGAAUAUUGCAUCUUAGUGUCCUGACACUGAAUUAUUAUCACCGUAAUCUGAAAACACGAGCAGCACUGAGCAAUAAGGGGGGGGGGGGAAUCAGUGUGUUGAUACUCAAUGUAUGGUCAUUUUAGUAAGCAGUGUUGCAUAUAAUAUGUUCAUGUUUGGCAACUUUUGUGCAUUUUUCUGUUUAUGGUUCAGACAUUUGUAACUCAGUGUUUCUUGAUUUAAACUGUGUACAUUUUUAAUUAAGUCUUUAACACUUCUAUUCUGUUUACAAAGUAAAUAGCCACUUUUUUAAUAGAAUCUCAUGCCUUGAAGUUUUUGAAAUAAAAAGU